This is a messenger RNA of Oreochromis niloticus (Nile tilapia), 928 nucleotides long. Its product is annotated as corticoliberin-1. Gene Ontology annotation, molecular function: hormone activity. The record is from RefSeq and is a predicted model, not a curated record. Gene Ontology annotation, cellular component: extracellular region. Bases 1 to 765 code for a protein of 254 amino acids. NCBI's taxonomy places the organism in Eukaryota, Metazoa, Chordata, Actinopteri, Cichliformes, Cichlidae. The transcript is spliced from 5 exons.
AUGUCGGUGCAGGACGACGCAGUGAAAAGGAACAAAAACACAAAAAGGUCCUUGAACGUCAGUUUGGUGGUAACCCUCCUCCUCCUGAAUGUCCUCUCCUACAAACUGGGCACUGGCGGUGUUCACGCUGAGCCCAGCAGCUCUGCAGACGGCUGUACAGAAGCUACCCUGCAGCAGAUGAAGGUCACACGCCGAGUCCACAGCCGGGCUGAGAAAGGUCACGUCAUCCUCACGCUCGCCACCUCCACCGCCAAGGCCGCCCAGCCGACAGGAAGUGAUCGGCUGUCACAAGACGCCCCAGAGACGCAAACACACGUCAGACUGCCCUCUGAGAUGAAGCUGAAUGUGUUGCUGUGGCUCGCGGCUCUGCUCGGCGCCGUCCUCCCUCGCUCCGCUGACUCCCGGCCGGCCGCCGCUCCUGCCGACCGCUGCCUCCUUCCCCGACUGCUGCUCCUCCACCUGGGGCAAGAGCUCUCUCUCCGGAUGGGUGGAGGAAGUGCUGCUCCCGUGCUCCUCUCCUCCUCUUCCUCAGCGGUGAAAUGGGCUCUGCUGCAGCUCACACGGCGCCUCCUGCAGGCCCGGGCGGAGCAGCAGCAGGACGAGGAGGAGGAAGCCGGGGAGAAGGGGAAGAGGUCAGACGAGCCUCCCAUCUCUCUGGACCUGACCUUCCACCUGCUCAGGGAGGUUCUGGAGAUGGCCCGGGCGGAGCAGAUCGCGCAGCAGGCCGACAGCAACCGCAUGAUCAUGGACACCUUUGGAAAAUGAAGAAGAAGACUGCACUUCCUGUAUGACUGUUCGCCCUGAAAUGUCGGCGUGCGACACUUCAGCUGCUUUGGCUGUUUACUGACAGCUGAUGUUUUAACUUCGUGAAUAAAAUCUUUGUUGUUUGAAAAGCUUGUUUUUGAAAAUCGACAUUUUAUCUGUUCAA